AUGUUCAAAUUAACCCAACGUCUGGCUACUGCUACUCGUACUGCAACUCCUCUAACCUCAGUGACUCGUCAAGCCUUCAAACGUAACUAUGCUGCUUUAACUUAUUCUGUGCCUACGGCUCAUGAGGCUCCUUCUUCCUUGCAAGCUUUUACGGAAGAAGAACUCAUGUUGAAAGAAACUGUAUCUAGAUUUGCUCGUGAAGUUGUACAGCCUCAAGUUCGUGAAAUGGACGAAGCUGAAGUGAUGAAUAAAGACAUUAUCAAAUCCAUGUUUGAGAAUGGAUUUAUGGGCCUUGAAACUCCCGCGGAAUAUGGUGGUGCUGAAUGUUCGUUCACUGCUGCCAUCUUGGCUGUAGAAGAACUUGCCAAGAUUGAUCCCUCUAUCAGUGCUUUGUGUGAUAUCCAUAAUACGUUGACCAAUACUGUGAUUCGUAAAUGGGGCACACCUGAACUGAAAGAAAAAUAUCUCACCCGUCUUGCUACCGACACUGUGGGCAGCUUCUGUAUCUCUGAGGCUGGAGCUGGUUCUGACGCAUUUGCUCUCCAAACACGUGCUGAAGAUAAAGGUGACCACUAUCUUUUGAACGGUGGCAAGAUGUGGAUCUCUAACUCUGCCGAAGCCGGCAUUUUUGUCAUUUUUGCCAACGUCGAUCCUUCGAAAGGUUAUAAGGGUAUCACUGCUUUCGUAGUAGAAAAGGAAUGGGGUGUUGAAAUUGCCAAGAAAGAAAAGAAACUCGGCAUCCGUUCCUCCUCCACCUGUGUCCUUAACUUUGACGAUGUAAAGAUUCCCAAAGAAAACGUUCUGGGUAAAGUGGGUGAAGGAUACAAAUAUGCCAUUGAUUCCUUGAAUGAAGGUCGUAUUGGUAUUGCUGCUCAAAUGAUCGGUUGUGCUCAAGGUGCCUAUGAUAUUGCUUUGCCUUAUAUGAUGGAACGUAAGCAAUUUGGACAGGCUAUUGGUAGUUUCCAAGCCAUGCAACAUCAAUUUGCUGAGGUGGCUGUAGAAAUUGAAGCAGCCAAGUUGUUGACAUACAAUGCAGCUCGUUUAAAGGAGGAAGGAAAGCCUUUUGUUAUGGAAGCUGCCAUGGCUAAAUGGAAGGCUGCUAAGGUCGCCGAAAAGGCUUCAUCUUAUGCGGUUGAGUGGAUGGGUGGCAAUGGUUUUGUGAGAGAAACGGGUGUAGAGAAAUUCUACAGAGACGCUAAAAUUGGUUCUAUUUACGAAGGCACAAACAACAUUCAACUACAAACCAUUGCAAAAAUUAUUGGCACUAAAUACAAAUAA
Mycotypha africana is the source of this 1278-nucleotide messenger RNA. RefSeq names its product acyl-CoA dehydrogenase/oxidase. Gene Ontology annotation, cellular component: mitochondrion. The coding region runs from base 1 to 1278 and encodes 425 amino acids. The transcript is spliced from 7 exons. The record is from RefSeq and is a predicted model, not a curated record. Lineage: Eukaryota; Fungi; Mucoromycota; Mucoromycetes; Mucorales; Mycotyphaceae. Gene Ontology annotation, molecular function: flavin adenine dinucleotide binding; acyl-CoA dehydrogenase activity.